Molecule: messenger RNA, 1077 nt
Organism: Pecten maximus
Lineage: Eukaryota; Metazoa; Mollusca; Bivalvia; Pectinida; Pectinidae
Product: myeloperoxidase-like
Exons: 6
Coding region: 1-1077 (358 amino acids)
Biological process (GO): response to oxidative stress
Molecular function (GO): heme binding; peroxidase activity
Source: RefSeq, a predicted model, not a curated record
AUGAAAGUGGAAGGCGAUAAUUUUAUGCCAGCGAACGGCGAUCAUGCUUGCGUCCGAGAUGAACCCAAUGCCUACUGCUUUUUAGCGGGUGAUAUCCGAGUGAACGAGAAUCCCCUUCUCUCUACCAUCCAUACUGCAUUUGUACGCUUCCAUAACAUCCUAGCGGAAAGGUUCCAUGGCAGCCUGGGGGACGAGGAAAUCUACCAGAAGACGAGACAAAUCAUUGGCGCUAUCAUUCAACGCAUCACUUAUGAUUCGUGGCUACCAAGUGUAUUGGGGCCUACGAUCAUGACGCAGUACGGUUUGAAUCUGACCUCAUCAUACUCGUAUAAUGAUACUAUCGACCCAGGUAUGCUAAUUGCUGUGACGACAGCAGCAUACCGGUACGGACACACUCUUAUAAGGAAUAUUAUAAACCACGUUGAUGAAGACGGCACCAUUUCAAAGACCGAUGAUUUGACGGAUAUGUUUUUCGCUACCCAUUCAGUAUUUGAUGACGUCGAUGGAAUCGCAAGGGGCAUGUUUUACAGUCCGGCAUCUUUAUCCGAUCGUUUUUUCGCCUCUGCCAUUGAUAGGCAUCUAUUUGGGAAUUUAGAUCUGAGCGCUUUAAACAUCCAGCGUGGCAGGGAUCAUGGUUUACCUGGCUAUGUAGAAUACCUGGAAUUAUGUUUUCCGUCAUCACCAAAACCAACAAAUUUCAGAGAGCUUUACAACCAUAACACCACACUCAAGAAAGUCUUGUUCGAUGCGUACAGUGGUCUGUCUGUUGAGGAUAUCGAUCUAAUUGUGGGAGGAAUGACGGAGGACAAUGUUCCGGACGGACAUGUUGGUCCACUCUUUGCUUGUUUGCUGGGGAGACAAUUCCAGGCGCUCAGAAAUGGAGACCGCUUUUGGUACCAAAACAUUCUCAGUGAUGAGCAACAGCGUAACGUGGAAAAGGUGGCGUUAUCAAAGGUAUUUUGCGAGGCAUUCGAUCUAGACGAAGUUUCAGAAGACGCCUUCCUUCUUCCCGAGUUCACUUCCCUGAAAAAGUGCUCUGAACUGGAUGAUAUUGACGUGGAUCUCUGGAUGGACUGA